Messenger RNA from Danaus plexippus (monarch butterfly), 5838 nucleotides. RefSeq names its product nucleolar protein 4. Lineage: Eukaryota; Metazoa; Arthropoda; Insecta; Lepidoptera; Nymphalidae. The record is from RefSeq and is a predicted model, not a curated record. The transcript has 14 exons. Bases 510 to 3494 code for a protein of 994 amino acids.
UCAAACUUUUUCUUUGACACCUGUAGAUUUUAAUAACGUCCGUUUCUCCACUUUUCCGAUACUUUAUUUAAAAUUCGAUCGAGUUUUCGUAAUUUUUGAAAACUUUUACUUUUUUUUUGUUUAUCGCUGCAAAUGGUGAAUUUAAUAUAUAAAUAUAUUUUUUUCUGUUAAUAUCUAUCUAUAUAUUGACUAUGUAAGAAUGUCUUAAAGAGAGAGAAAAUAUUCCGCUUUAACAUUCUCCCGUUCGCCGCCGGGAAAAGUUUCCGUAAAGUCCUUUAGGUGGGAUACAAGUUGGCAGUCAAAAGUUCUCGUUCUCCAAACUUAUAGGCACGCGAGUCUCCUAACUUUUGGAAUCCGAAACUUUUCUUAAAAUAUUCUCAAUACAGAUAAAACAGACAAGGUACUAGCGCGACAAGGAAGGAUUACUGUGUGCUUGUUCUCGAAUAUUAAAUGACUAUUAUGGAGUUUAUUUAAAAAAAAAAACUAUAUAAGUGACUGUCAAAAACAAAAUGGCGGCUGCCAUGAUAAAAGAUCGUGGUUUGCGAAAGAAGUUAACCCAGGAAGCGAUACCCGAGAAGACACCCAGAAAGCCAUCGAAACGUAAAUCAACAGCGAGCAGUUCCAGGAACGACAAGAAGAACGAACAAAACAAUAAUAAAAGACCUAAAAUACAGACUGGGGAUCCUAAAGUUGACCUGUUCUCUAACUACCAGCCGUGGGUGAUCCAGACAUAUGGAGAUCUCGCUAAAACGAAGACGAUAACCUUGAAAAAGUACGCCAGAAUUCUAAGAACGCUUCGAGGCGAGGAGUGUAAUAGUUCAGACAGUUCAAAAUUCCGUUUUUGGGUGAAGGCGAAGGGUUUCCAUGUGGGGCGCCCAGCGGGGUACGAGGCUAAGCCAGCCGACGGGAUUGUAUGUAGAUACAGCGUGUCGGACUCCGAGGGUUGCGUCAGGACUCCAGAGGGACACGAGAUAUACACGGGCUCUCAAAACGACCCUCCGCUCUACAUACCGACGCCCCCUUUAAAGAAUGCACCAAACCAAGAACCUGUGUAUCGGAAGGUGGCGAUAGUAGAAAAUUUCUUCGAUAUCAUCUAUACUGUGCACGUUGAACUUGAAGGAAGACCAGGAAAACACGCUGGACAGAAACGCACUUAUCGAACCAUAACGGAAACGUACGCGUUCCUGCCGCGCGAGGCUGUUACACGUUUCUUGACUGGAUGUGCGGAGUGCGCUCGCCGGCCGCGGAGCGCCUCCCCGCCUCCCCUGCCGACCCCCUCGCCUUCACCCACAAGACAUCCUACAUACCUACCAUUCAUACCACACUGUGCACCAGACUACACCAGGAACUGGGAAUCAGAGAUCGAUGCAGCCCAAAACUAUUCCUAUGAACCUAAAUUCGACUAUACAGAUCUACAGCCAUUAAGAAAACCGGAAAGUCCGAAACACAUUGAUGAAGAAGAACCGACUUACAUAGAAUUGACAUCAAAGAAGAGCAACGGUUUCGACGCGACUACAAUCUUUAACAGAAGUUCUUCAGUCGAACCAUUCAGAGAAGAGGAACCGGUCCGCUCCGACCCCGAAAUAGACAAAGAUGACAGCGUCAUUGACGUAGAAGAUGUAAGGCCGGAGAGUCCACAAGCCGUCACAGAACAGAAGAAAGAAGAAGAGCAAAAGCAAGAACAAAUACCACAAGACAUCAAAACGGUAGACGACAACCAGGUUGAGAAGACUGAGUGUAAACGAGAGAAAAAGUAUAAUCCCUUGGACGUUGCUAAUUUAACGUCCAAGGAUCCGCCGAAAUCGAGGUCUCCGCCGCGGAAGAAGCUCCUGCCUACAGCUUUAGAUGCAGUCCAUUACUAUGGAAGAUAUCCCAAGCCGUGGAGACCAGACAGCAGCUUGUGUUACGGAGACGACAUCGACUACAGCGUGCCCAUCACCACGGCGUACUUGAAACACAUCAAGAUGAGCUACCAAGACAGUUUGGAGGAGAAGGACAACCUUACCCCUGAACCAGCCGACAUGACUGAUGACGACAACUUUCCCGGUCAGGGCUACGCGAAAGACGCUGAGAAGUUGAAAAUGAUGUUGCUGGCGUGGAAUUAUCACAGCCAGACGCAAGGCCGCAACGGUGAUAUAACAGAGAGCGGCCCCGACAGUAUGGCGGAUCUGUGGGCCUCUUACCACAGCGCUCUGGGGCUCGGCAGCAAACCUCCUAAGCCUCCCACUCCGCUAGCUACAGGACACUCGAGUCCAAUCCACGUCGGUCUGGGUACGCCGGUCGAGCCGGCAUCGACUCACGAUGAAACCUCGUCAUCUGAUAGGACCAAGGACGAUGAUGAUGGAGGCGCCUCCGAUGAUGACAGCGAUGACCGCGUCGAUCCCCAACAUCAUGAUCCUGAACGACUCAAGGCUUUUAAUAUGUUCGUUCGUCUUUUCGUCGAUGAAAACCUGGACAGAAUAGUUCCGAUCUCCAAACAGCCGAAGGAGAAGAUACAAGCGAUCAUAGAUUCGUGCACGCGACAGUUCCCGGAGUUCGCUGAGCGGGCGAGGAAGAGGAUCAGGACAUACCUGAAGAGCUGCAGGCGGAAUAAGAAGGUCCGCGGCGAGGGACCUGCGACCGGCAACGGGGGAAACACGCCCUCAGGGAACGCCUGGGACACAGCGGUGCGUCCGACCCCGGCCCACUUGACUUCGGUCCAGGCCGAGCACAUUCUGGCGCAGGCGUGCGAGAACGAGAGCCUCAACGCCAAACGCAUGCGACUAGGACUUGACCCUGUAAGCCAGCCCAUGCCCACUGUGCCUCAACCCAUGGCGAUCGACACCACAGCUACGUCGUCAUUCUUGAGCCUGUACAGCGGUUCGAGCUCCACCACCGUCACCAGCUCCACACACAAGGACACGCGCCCGGCGACCAGCCCCGCGCUGGAGAACACCAACAACAACAGCCUCAAGAUCGACUCCAAUGGCAACACCGGCAGCAAAACUGCGAGACUUUUGGUUCGCCGCUUUCCAAAUAAUAAUGAUGAUUGCUCUUCCAGCCCAGCCUCAUCACCAGCUCCGCUGUUUAGACCCUCGUUCCCGAAUACGUUCGGAAAUCCAUCGACUUUCGCGAGGCAGAGUUCAUCAACUAACCCGACAUCAGCUCUGUCGAGCACCGCUCUGCUGUCUACACUUACUUCUCUCCCGCCAACAGGUGUUGGAGUGAACGCAGCCAUGGCGGCCUAUCAGAGCGCUCUCCUCUCAGCCAUGGCGGCGCACACGCACACAUUCCCGAACUUAACAGCUCCGACUGAUCUGUCUCUGAAGACUUCGACGGCUCCUCUUCACACGAGUUCUCUAUCUGGAUCCAGCACUAAGUCACUUCUCUCACACAAACUGUCCAACGCCGAGGUAGGGGCUGUGAGGCAACUCAUCACGGGCUACCGCGAGUCCGCUGCUUUCCUACUACGAUCUGCGGACGAAUUGGAGGCUUUGCUGCUGAACCAGCCCUAGGACAGACCGAAAUUGUCGGACAUAUUCGGAUUCAAGUUCGGAUAUUUCUGAACAAUUGACAAGAUUUUUUUUUUUCGGCGCGAAAAUUUGACGUCUCAGUCGGCCAUGUUGGACUUUCGGCCGUGUUUAGUAAUUUGUUUGUCUAUUAUGAUUGGCGUUGGUUGAGUGCGGUCGCUGGUGAAAUCGGAGAUUUGGACGAUUAUAAUUUUAAGGUUUAAAUGUUUAAUAGUAUUUCUGUAACUGAAUUGGACAAAUAUUCUACAGCCAAAAAGAUUUUGUGUAAUUUUCCUUUACUUAACUAUAUGUCACUAACAAUGUCUUUAUUGUAAUCUUCUUAUUGUGCUUUAAUCUCGUCCUACGUGCGACCUGACAUAGGUCUAAAACUAAUAAGCCUCACAGUAUAAAACCCUAAUAUAAUCUUCUUAGCAAAAUUCUUAAUAAGCAUUCCUCAGCUGAUGACUCGAGGCUAUAUAAUAUUCUUGCAUUCUUUGUCACAUCUCUAGAAUAUCGAGUUACAAAAAAAAGUAUAUAUAUAUUCGGCGUUUAUUCAAAGCUGCCAUAUUGUAAAAAGUGUUGCCAUUCUAAACUCAUCAGAGAGUACAACAUUAUUUUGUGUAUAUUUAGACUUAAGAAAAAAAUCAGGGAGUUUUUAGUGUAAGGUCGAAAAAUUUUCUUGCCUGGUGCGAUAGAUUAGUAAUUAAAAAUUAUUAGUGGGCAGCGGAUAUUAAAAUUCAAAGUUUUGAGAAUAGAUACAUAAUUUCUUAAACCGUAAGUUUUUAGUAUAACAGAGUCUAAAAGUUAGAUUUUAAAUGGCGUUUUAGAUCUAAGAAGCACACGAAUUUAUUUGUUGUUUUGUAUUAUACUAUAGUUCGGUAGUUGUAUUUACAAACGAUUAAUAUAUUUCUAAAUAAUUAUUGCGGUAUCGUGAUUGGCUCCAUCCAGUUUUUAUUUUAAUGGUAUUAUUUUCGUGUCAUUAAAAAAAAAAAGUAUAUAAUUGUAUUUUUUAUUUGAGAGCGGUGUUGCUAGUUGUAUUUUAUAUUAAGCCAAUUAUUUCGCUUUGCUCAGUACAAUAACAAUAUUUUGAUCUUUGCGUAUACUUGUUACCAUAGACGUUAUGGCCAGGUACUUUAGGUAGGUUAACUUUAGAUAUUGCUUAUUGUGUAAUGUAUAAGUUUCAAUUUAUUAUGAAGGUCCCGGUCGGAGGUCUGUUCUGGGCCUAAUGUCUUUUUGUUGUUUCCGAAUUCCGAGGUACCUCGUAUGUUAUCCGAUGUUCCGUUAUUAGAUGCCGUAAGUACUUAAUGAAUGUUUUUCUUUAUAAUUCUCGGCCAGUUCUAGUUUCUGCAAUAGUGUUUUAGACAGUUACAAUAAUAGAUUACUUUGAUAAGUUAACUUACAUAUAGAUGAUAAUUCAAAUGAUUACAGCUUGUUUCUUUGCUAUUCGGGAACCGCGGACAUACAUUUCACCGUUCUAUAUUACGAUAACACAAUCACUACGACGUUUUUCAACGAAUCAAAUCUAUACUGGAUUCGUAAUUCAAUUCAAAUAAAAUGCAAGAGAUAACGACAUCUGUAUAUAUUUUGCGGUUCCCGAACCAUGUACAAUAGAUUUUUCCACUUUGCCAAUAUUUCUCAAUAGAAUCUAAUGCCAGUUUUUAAAAAAUUGUAAAUUCACUUUUGAAUAUUUAAAAAAAAAAAAAGAAAAAAAUUGCCAAAGAAUCGAAUUGAUUAUUAUAAUUCAUUGUCUAUAAUCAAACGAGUUUAAAUUAAGUUGGUACGUUCUAGGUUAGUAUGUUUUAGUUUUAGACCGAUAUCUAUAACUAGCGAUCUACUUUCAUAUACAUAUAACAAAUUAAUUUAAUAAGGAAUGAGGUACGCUCUCACAGAGUAUAUAAUUUGGUUGUUUAAUAGUUUCAUUGUUGAUAUAAAUUACCUCGAUAAUGUUGUUUUUAUGACAAAUUUCAAAAGAUUUUAUUACAAAGUAGCUCCUAUUUAUAGAACGUCGAAGUCAUUCCAAUAUUUUUCUAAAACUUCAUUCGGUGCGUAGUGUAGUGUAAAUGGUGAUUUGUAAAAAGUAUGUCUAUAGUAUUAUAAAGAGGGGGGGAAAAAAAGUUGAUUAAAUAUGACAGUUGAUGUUGAGACGGAAACGACGGACACGUUGAGAAUUGUUAGACGUUCAAAAUAUAUUAUUAAAGUAUAAAUGAUUUAAGAUUAUUAUUAAUUUGAUAACACAAAUUGUAAUACAAAGACGUUUGUUACUAUAUGAGAAUUUAGUUAUAAUUUUUGCAAUUUCAAAAUGUGAGUUUUACAAUUUUGAAAAAGAAAAUAUUAAAUAUGCUCAUAUAAA